Messenger RNA from Vollenhovia emeryi, 3768 nucleotides. Its product is annotated as NCK-interacting protein with SH3 domain. Gene Ontology annotation, biological process: endocytosis. Gene Ontology annotation, molecular function: protein binding; Arp2/3 complex binding. The transcript is spliced from 9 exons. The record is from RefSeq and is a predicted model, not a curated record. The coding region runs from base 202 to 2190 and encodes 662 amino acids. Lineage: Eukaryota; Metazoa; Arthropoda; Insecta; Hymenoptera; Formicidae.
ACGUACAGCGACAGCGCGACGUACAUACACGCGCGCGUACGCGGAGAGAGGCCGGUCGGAGCAAAAAACCGUCGACGGGAAAAGGCAGGUAGGAGGGAAAUGAGGUGUCCGAGCGCGAGCGAAAGUAAGUAGGCGGUCCUCCGGCUUCCACGUGAGCGUUGACGCCAUCGGGACCGUCGCGUUUCACUCUCGCUUUCGACGAUGGACGACAACAGCGCGGCGAGGUUAGCUGCGGACAGCUAUGAAAUGGUCAAGGCUCUGUACGACUUCAAGGCCACGUUUGCGAAGACCCUCAGCUUCCGGGAGGGUGAAUAUUUCAUCCUGCUGCAGCGUAACGUCAAGCAGAAAAACUGGUGGCAGGUUGUGAACAGAGGGGGACGCCUGGGUUACAUACCAUCCAAUUACAUUGCUUCCGUCAAGGCGCAACCCCAGUUCCUGAUUGACUUUUUGGAAGAUUGUAUACUGACGCUGGAAACGGAAAUUAAGAAGGACAGCGACGCGGCGCAGCCCGACAAGCACGAUCUCCUGGCGAAGCUGAUGGAGAGGAAGAGGCAGGUGGAGCUGAGCAAGAAGUCCAAAAGACAAGCGCCCAAGCCACCGGAGUUGGAUUGCGGCAUUAUAUCUAAAGAGACGCAGUCCGCGACCGCUUGCGACAAUACGGAGACGGAUGUUAGAUCGGCGCCAAGCAAUGCUUCUUACGCAACGGCACAGACAACCCUUCACGGUAAUAACACUGAUCACGUUAAGGCGAGUGCGCAACGGCCGAAUGGAGAUGGGCAACGUGUGCAGUCGCUUCCGCGCCAGUCGUCUUCUGACAUUGUGCAGAAAGCUCAGCCGCCGAUCCCGGAGGUUCACAAAAGCUCCUCCCAAGGUAGCAUUCAAAAUGUGUGCAGCGACUCGCCAAUUAAAAGCAAUUCGCCCGCUAAGAACAGCUCGCCGAUUAAGAGCAAUUCCCUGCAAGCCAUUAACUCGCGAAGCGCUUACCAGCUGCUCGAUCAAGUACGCAAAAACACUCAACUUAGCCACGAAAUGUCGAAAGUAGCAGUCACGGUCGUAGUGUCCAGCCUGCAGCAGUUGCUGCCGGAAACCGUGAGACAUUAUCUCGACGCUUUGCUGCAUCAGCUACAAACGCCGUUGACCGUGUCAAAAAUGAGUAUAGAAGAGACUUACGACGCGAAUAGGUUGAAAAUUAUUUUUACCGAACUGACUUCGUGCAAGGAAGAUUCACAGCAAAGAAGUUGGAUGCUCUACGAAGAUGAAUCCAUUAUUGUGGAAUACAUCAAAGAAUUGACCGAAAUAUUGACUAAUGCCGAUGCAAAUGUAUCGAGAUAUGUGUUAAGGCAAGAUCGGUACAAUGGCGUAACAAUAUUGAUACAAUACUAUCAGAUGGAAACGAGGUGGACCAUUAGACAACUAUUGCUGCAAUCAUUUGGCGUUAUGUGUAGUUUAGAUCCAGUGGUUCUAACCAUCAUGUUAAAUAGCAUUUUACCAAUGGAACUGGCGAGAGAUAUGAAGAGUAAUCCGAGGAAUGUAUUAAGAUUAAAUUAUUCUUCGUUAUUGCUUACAAUGAUUUUUUCAAUGGGUGAACCAAUGCCAGUUACGCAUUUGGAACAACUUGGUGCAGACUUCAUAUCAUUCUUGCUGGACCUAAUAGAAACACCACCCGAUACAGAUCUGGAAGAUCAAAUUCCAGACUUGUUCAUAAAUUUGAUAUUAUCUUAUAAUUUGCAAUUUACGACGUCUGAGAACAUCGUGCUAAAUGCCUUACGUGAGCGAACUGUGGCUAAGACUUUCACUGAAAAAAUUUUGUUCCUUUUUAACAGAGAAGAGGAUCCGGUACGAAUAUUUGAUCACGAACCACAACCACCGCACUCUGUGUUGAAACUCUUUGUCGAUUUGUUCAGUAAUGAUGCCAUAGCAAGUCUUUUCUACACUAAUGACGUGAAAGUUCUUAUUGAUAUUAUACUACGACAACUUUUCGACAUGUUUCCGGGUGAUAAGCGCAGACAAUAUUUGGAGCUUUGCCGCCGUGUUUUACGCACGUCCAAUUAUAAUGAGCAUCGUCAUCGAUCUGGAGAUUUAUUAAAAGGUUUUACAAGGAUAUUUUGCGAGGAAACGGCGGAGAGUCACGAAGACCAGCAAGUAGUACGCGAAAUUAGCAACGAAUUUCCACAUCUGUUCAGAAUGUGACAUUUAAUUCCCUCGUCUGAUCAAGAUUUGGACGACGAUGACUUGCAAACUCUUGUUUAAGUAGAUCUGAGAAUUUGUCGACGGUAAAGAGGAAUCAAAUUCAAGACAAAUUUCUUGAUAAUCCUUAUGGCUUUCCUAUAUUUCAUCUAGUAAAGGGAAACGCACACAGCUUAGCUGAAAUAACUAUAUGUUUUACGACUGCCAUAAAUGUCUUCAUUCUGUUGGUGCUACAAGACAUCACUCUUUGUGUAAGUGAGCUACUUAGAAGUAGGAAGAAUAUAUAAAAUUAUGAUAUAUACGUAACGUGAAAUAUAACGAGAAAUUCUUUCCAUUCGUAUUACGAGGACCAUUGAUAUUUGAAAGCAUUCCAACACUCGCAUAGUUAAAUUUUAUGAUAAUUAUUUACUAGUUAAUUGAUAGUAUUAUAAUAUAUAAGUAAAAUAAUUUAUAUACAUAGAGAUAUAUAUUGAGAUAAACUUUAAUAUAAACACAUACAGCUGAUACAUACAUCUCUGUGUGUAUUGUUAAAAGAGAUGGGCAAGUAAAAUUAAUUAUUAGUAUUGUUUCUCCAUAAAGUGUAGUCUAGUCCACGUCUAUAUACAUAUAUAUAUAUACAUAUAUGUCAGAACACAAUAUUCUAAGUCAUAGGAAUUAUAAAAAAUUCUAGCUUAUCAUAUUUUUCAUGGAUACCAAUACUUUUUUGUUAAAUACUGUUAGUUUGCGUUUUCAUCAUGAAAAAUUUCUAGAUAAAAAUUCGGACUUCUAAGACUUAUUAGGUGCCACUCUACAAUCUGUAAACUUGCUAGUCUAUAAUUAGCGACUAUAUUUUUUGAAGCAUGUUAUUCUACGUUAUGUUUGCAACUAUCAUGUCAAUUAUAAAGGAAUCUCAAAUUUAAUGUGAUUAUACCUGAAUGUUAAAUAAAUAAAAAGUUUAGCCCGUAACCAUCUUAUAAAAUGUUGCUCUUUCUCUUUUCUUCCACAGCUAAAAAAAGUUUAUCUAUAAAUCUAACUAUUCAAAUAAACUGCUAUCUAUAAAUCUAACUAUUCAAAUAAACUACAAUACAUUUAGAAUACGUUAAAUAUGAUUAUUUUUGGUAUUUUUACCUUAGUACUUUUAGUAGCAUGAAAAUUGUUAGAAGUCAUAAUCUAAAAAUAGAGGAUUUUAUUAUGUAUCACAUAUUCAAAACGGAAAAGAAAAAGUAUAUACUUAACUAAAACAUCUAGAGAAAUAAAUAUUCAAUUAUUUAAUUUCUCUAUAAAUACGUUAAUAAUUGUUAUUCAAAAUUACUGCACUAUGAUAACACACAAUAGGACGUGCUUUGUAUAUGAAAAUUAUUAAGUUUCAGUUGAAACAGAAUGAAAAAAUUGUUCAAGUAUAGGUAUCUGAAAAGAAAAGUUGAUCUUGGGCCAGGUGGAGAAGUAGUAGAAAUUUUCUGUUCGUAUAAACACGAGGAAAGUGAUGUUUUAUAUUGUUAAAUAACAGAAGAUAUGAGACUUUUAUCUUCGUUUUAUUACAACAAUUAUUAACAAUAUGUGUAUACUGAUUUCUUAAUGAAAAAGUUUCCAAACCUUAUGUAA